Molecule: messenger RNA, 1224 nt
Organism: Marasmius oreades (fairy-ring Marasmius)
Lineage: Eukaryota; Fungi; Basidiomycota; Agaricomycetes; Agaricales; Marasmiaceae
Exons: 4
Coding region: 1-1224 (407 amino acids)
Biological process (GO): proteolysis
Cellular component (GO): nucleus
Molecular function (GO): protein binding; aspartic-type endopeptidase activity
Source: RefSeq, a predicted model, not a curated record
AUGUGGGUAUGCAACCCAUUGGAUUUUUACGUUAUAAUACGUUCACGAUGUUCUCUAGGUCAGAACUAUCAUUGGACGAUCGGUCAUAGGAAAAUUUGUAAACACUACAACAAACUGACUACUUCACCGUGGUUCUCUGGAAUGGAGGUUCAUGAGCAGAUGGAUGCUUUGCUUUUAUCAACGCUUGCCGCCAGGAUUGAAUGCCUCAAGCUGUCCUUAGACGAUGAAGCAUCACCAUUAUAUACCUUCAUGAGCCUCAUUCCUGGACCGUCGCCGUCACCUCAUCCCUCUCUCAUUCUCGCGAAGAGUUCACUCUCAACUGAAACGAUCAAUGCACUGUUUUCGCGCUUCGCGAACAACAACUUCUCCGUACAUUCGCAUUUCCAUACCUACGCGCAUGGCAUCUUUCCGCUAGCGAGCCGCUUGUUCAAUCAUUCUUGUGUGCCGAAUGCCGCUGCUAAGUAUGUCAUCAUACCCGGAGGUUCUGUAAGGAUGGAUGUCGUUGCGUUGCGCUCAAUAUCAGCAGGGGAAGAGAUAAGUCUUCCGUAUAUUGAUCCAGCACUCUUACAGACCCGUAGCACGGUCUUUCGUCUCACCUACGGAUUCAUCUGUUAUUGUCCCUCGUGCACUGUACUGGAUGCGAUCGGGGAAGUUCCUGAACCUCCUAGGGACAAAGCCCAGCUGAAUAGAAUAUCUAAGAAUUUGGAAACCUUCGUAACAGUGCACAGGGAUCAGCUUCCACUUUAUAUAGGCAACAUUCAAGCGUUCCCCGGCUCUCUCUAUUGUGUUCUCCACGAAUCAUAUCUGACAUCUGUAUCAGAGAUGUUCAGCAAUGCUGCUCACGAUGGAUCUUACGAUGUGGCGUUGGACACGGGUACAACGUUAACGGCCCUCUACCGUCUGAUAUAUCCUCCCAAUUAUCCUCAAAUAGGUUUACAUCUGUUGGAACUGUCCAAGGCAAUGUGGAAUAAGAUCAUUACCACUAACACGGAUGACCAGCGGUUCAAGAGCCAGAUGUCGACGGCUCUCUGUGAGGCGGAACAAAUACUGGUUCUCAUCUUGGGGAAAGAGGGAGAUGAAGGGGACGGGCCGUGCAAGGAGAUCAAGUUAUUGAAAGAUUUACUCGAUAAAGAGCAACUCUCGCAUUUAAAUCGUGCUUCUACACCUACGCCAGCGGCAAUACGCUUGGCGUUGUACUCUUUCACACGGUCAUUGCGGGUAUAA